Messenger RNA from Drosophila obscura, 2287 nucleotides. RefSeq names its product dynein regulatory complex subunit 3 (gene TbCMF46). Gene Ontology annotation, molecular function: protein binding. The transcript is spliced from 6 exons. NCBI's taxonomy places the organism in Eukaryota, Metazoa, Arthropoda, Insecta, Diptera, Drosophilidae. Bases 341 to 2224 code for a protein of 627 amino acids. The record is from RefSeq and is a predicted model, not a curated record.
UCGGUCAAUGGAAGGAAGGGCUCCGCUUCCCUAUUCUGCGUUCCCUAUUCCCUAGUCGUACCUCAGUCACAAUCGCAUUUAAACCAGAUUCUCUCCACUUGAUCACUGGGUAAUACGAAUCGGACGAGUUAAAUAUAGAUCUCUCGAGUUUCUUCCUAUGUGAGUAACCACUCGCGAACUGGAGUUUAUUUUAGAAGCAAACAUUAACAACUGCCAGAGCCGAUAUCCACAACAACCCGAAAACCUAAAGAACCGCAACCCUAACUAGACCAUCCCUCGCCUCCGCUGCACCCCCAGAGAGCCGAACGCACGAAGGUCUACGAGUGGAAUCAAUCGGGACAUGGAGCCGGCCAUACCGGAGAGACAGAGAAGGGACCCCUUGCACCUGUUCCAAGAGUCAGCGAUGGGGUGGAAUACGCACAGACCACGGCCCAGGUGGUUACUAGGCAGGGCUCUGUUGUUUUCGGUUACCCCAGCAACCAUAACCUUGAUAUGGAAUGGACUCGACGCUGCACGACGACACCGCCUGGCAAAUGUUAAACGAGAGUCAAUCAAAAUGGACGAGCAGGUCAGCCAGGGUUCAGAACAUGAGAGUGAGGAACCGGCAAGGGGCUUUCUCGAGGAGAUCAACUGCCCAGAGCCGGGCAUCAUUGAUCGCCAGAUGAUCGAGACUGCCUACCUAGGGGAGGGACAAAAGGGAGAGUCGGGUCGCCUGCAUCAGCUAGAGCCUGUGGUCUACGAGCGCAUCCGAACCAUGCGGCUAGAAUUCAAGAAUCUCUUGCGUAUCGACCACCUCUGGAUGUUGCCCAAUCUCACCAAGCUGUGCCUCAACUGCAACAAAAUUGAGGUCAUAGAGCACAUUGGAAUGCUCACGGCUCUCAAGGAGCUGAACCUCAGCUUCAAUUACAUCACGAAAAUCGAGAACCUGGAGACGCUGGUCAACCUGGAAACCCUCUCGCUGUUCAGCAAUCGCAUCAGGAAAAUUGAGAACCUUACCCUUGACAAGCUGGUCAUCCUCAGCAUUGGCAAUAAUCUGAUCGAAACGGUGGAUGGGAUCGAACGACUGCGCUUUGUAAACAGCCUGAAAGUCCUUAAUCUGGAAGGUAAUCCCAUUGCCCAGCAGCCAAACUUCCCUCUAUCUCUCUAUGUGAUUGCCAUUUUGCCCCAAUUGAAUUACUAUGAAUACGUUUUUAUCAAGGCGGACACCCGGGAAGCGGCGAGGAAGCGUUUCUAUCGCGAACUACGCGAGAUCGAGGACAAACAGGAGCGAGAGAUUCAGGUCCUUGAAACGGAUGCAACAGAGGCAGCCGAAGCUGAGCGACUAGCUUCCAGCUUUGUGGAGCAUCUAGAUGGACAGCAGCUGUACGAUUCCCUGUGGCGAGACGACGAGAACGGGCGACUCCUGAUGCUGGUGGGGGCUCCGGUGCAAGAGCUGACCGAGGAGUAUGCCAAAGAUGUCCACCAGUUGACCCAGAAGAUCUACAGGCUGGGCCUGGAGCGCUUUGGAGAACGGGAUGAAGAGAUCCGGGAUUUUAACGCAAACUUGCAGGAGGGGCAGCAAGAGCUCCAGUCCCUAGGCCAGUCGCAGAUCGAAAAGUUUUUGCAAUACAAGGAUCGAACUUUCGAGGAGUUAAGCUCGAAGUUGCGAGAGCUGGAUGAGAGCGAAGACGGGUCAGAAGAGUUCUCCCAGGUGGACACCCUCAACAGACAAUUUGAUGAUGCCCUCAACGAGAUGUGGCAGAGCUUGAUGUCCCAGGAAUUACAUUUGCACGAGGCUGUUGAGGAAUCCACUCGGAACUUUCAUCGCAAGAUCUCCCAGCUGAUGGCCGGCUUUGUGGAGCAAGCUCAGGUUUUUUUCCUCCAGCUACGCGAUGUGUGCAGCCACUUUGCAGAUAACAUGACGGAGAUUGUGACACAAUUCCUGUCCACCAAACUGGCUCGUCAGGAAAUCGGUGCUGUUCCCAAAGAGUUGAUGAUGUGUGUGGACGAUCGCGAGGCGGUACUGCAGCUGGUCGAGCGCAUGCGAAUAACCCACAUAUUGCGCAUCGAUGCACGCGAGGAUCGCAUGGCCAUACGCAGCAGGGAGUUCAUUGACAACAUGAUCCAGCAGCUGAACAACAAGGAAGUGGACCGCCAUCGUGCCAAAAUAUUGGAAAUCAAUUCGUUCAUGGAAAUGAUGACAGGUGCUCUGGCCAAUCUUCCACAGGAGUUGAACCAGGAAUGAGAUUUGGAAGUAACAGUUUAAUUUUAAAUUUCAAUAAUAAAUGCAGCACUUUGGAAAACAUCA